AUUUGUGAAACGGAAGCAUUUGCAUGAGCGAGCCGCUUGUGUGGCGCCGUCCGGCAUGUCUUGUUUACUGUGAGGUCGGAAUACUACCCUCGGUCCAGCCAGCUGGUCGUUUCUGAUCAAACAACCAUCCCAGAGAUCAUAAAAAAAGGACAGACACGGAGAGAAAGAGCGAGCAAGGGGAUGUUUACUCAUCCCUGUGACUCGCUCCCUCAGAUAGUUUGUCCAAUGGAUGAACAUGCUAUUCCCUCAAACAGUUUCUGUAGUGCACCUCCCCACAGUGAACCUCUCCUCCCCCUUUCCUCCGUCACUCCCAGCUGUGCAGAUGAUGGAAUAUCUGGACACAGAAGGAGUGGCCGAAUUCAAGAGAUCAAAGCACAAACCCCUGAAAAGCAAAGCCCUUCAGACAGCGGAGCCGCUCAGGAAUCAUCCAGACAGAAUCUGUCUCCCACAAAGAGACAAAGGGAGAGUGCAAACAUGGUACAAGUGUCGCAGUCCGAGCAGUUUAGAAUUGAAGGCACACAUGUACUGGAGAAUCAAAACGAGGAUGGAUUUGAUGUCAGUUUAACAGCGGAGCACCAAAACAAGCAAAAGACCUGUAAAAGCCCGCGAAAGAAACCAAACGUCUUUGCUUUGGAUGUGGAAGUUGAGCAGUUUGUUGAGGAUACCACACAGAAUCCUGACACCGCUAAAUCUGAGAUGGACGCAUGCGAGGUAUUGGCUGUUGCUCCGAUGGGAUGGGUGAUCGGCCCCUUAUUUCAGUCUUUCAAGUCAAAGAUGGCCAGUUUCACAGAGAUAGUGAUGAGUCCUGUUAAACUCUUCAAAGCUCAUAGUCCUCCACCGUGCACGGAACAUCCAGACAAACUCGAUGAGUGUGAGCUACAAGCCGAUGCACCAUCUGAUGUCGAACACUCAGAGCAGAGCGGUACGUUUCAUCCAGAAGCACAAAGCAGGAAUAGUAAUCGGAUGCUGAAGAGGAUCAGCAGACGCUCAGUAAAGUAGAAGGUUUAGAAAACACAGAAACUGCUGCUCUUGAAUAUUCAAAGAAAUUAUUGUUUGAUGUGGAGUUGCAAACACACAGCUCUGAACAGUCAGACGAAAGUGCAAUAACCCAAAAGGAAAUAAGUUCUCUUGAUUCUUUGCCUUUGCAACACCCUCCCUUACCCUGCAUUGUUUCUGAGGAAGUUGUAAGUGCCUCGCAUGAUUCCAGAGACAAGUUUUCUGCUGUCAUGGAAGACCAGGUAGGCAAUGUGACUGUCCAGCUGAAACCACUGCUGAGGAAAUGUACCGUUAAUAGAAUAAGAAAAGAAAGAGUAAAGAAAGUUACCCCUAAGUCUUCCGAAUCCAAAGUCCAGAAGGAAGAGUCGGAGGUUAGUGAUGAGCAGGUUUCUUUCAUGAAUUCUGUAAAAUCAGACAAACCUGAUUCAGUCUGUUCUAAUAAUGGACGGACACUUAGGCCUUCCUUGAAUACUCAGCAGCUGGAGUCUGGACUGAACCCUGACUCUGACUCAGCUUCAACUCUUGUCCGGGCCAAGAGGGGUGUGGAACUGGACUGUGAUUCUCAAGAAUCUGUGAAGAAGAAGAGAAUGACUGCAGAUAAAUCAAAAAAGGAAACAAAAAGACAAGAGUUUUUAAAUGUCGCCUCAGAAGGUGGCAUUGUGGAACCAUCAAUAAAUAAAGUUGUGAUGACAAAUCCCAUUGUAGAUCAGGAAGAACCACUGAAGCCUGCUAGAAAAAGACAAGCUGCUUUAAAAAGAGAAAAUAAGAAAGGGAAAGUAGUACAAGAGUUGCAGCCUGUGUUGAACGCACAGACUGAAAGUUCCUCUGAUGCGAUGUUGGUUUGCUCACCGGAGGAAAUCAGUGCUGUGUCAGAAAACAACCAAAAGGGCAGCGGCCACACAGUGAAGCCGACAAAAAAACUAAUGACACGAUCGAACAGUAAGGAUGUAGAAACCAACCCUGCGAAACAAAUUGAGCAGGAACUGUUAUCACUAGUCCUUGUCCGUCCUUCUAUAAAGCCCCUCCAAAGCACAAGCAAGCGCAGGAAUAUAAACAGCAAACCACUAAAACGGAAAGCAACAACCCAAUCAGGUCCAACUUCAGAAUCAGACUGCACUUUGGUUACUACCUCAUCAGCAUUAUCAAUGAAGCAUCUACAACUCACAGCUCGGAACACCUCUUGGGAUGAUCAGAAAGAGGAGAGCUUGGAAAAGGAGCUCAAGCUGCCGUCCAAACGAUCCAAAAAGGCUUUAAAAGUUGCUGAUAAAUCAUCUGUGUCGUGUGGGAAUCGAGAGACAAAGCAGUGUGUAAAUAACCUUCAUUUGGUGGCCAAAGAAAACCAGCCUAAACAAGGCAAAUGUAAAAUCUCAAUGCACACUGUUUAUUUUGAAAUGACUCCUUUUGAAAGUACUCAACAACCUGUUUCUCCACCCUGUCAAUCUGAUGGAGACUCUAAUGUACAAUUGGAUAAAGAAGUUAAACAUGUUGUUGAAGGGAAAGACAGGGUGGCUGCUUCUGUGUCAGAAGAGGUAGAGGCCAGUAAACAAAGCCGAACGAGUGUGUGUGGGCUAAGGUCUACUGCAAGAAGGGUUAACAUUGUGCCAAGGAGAGCCGAUAACCAAAGGAGAAAAAGCAGAGUUUUAAGUAGGACUCUUAAAGGUGAGGAGGUGACCAGCUCCAUCACUAUGGAUGAUGCAGACCUGGCGAGUUCACGCUCCUCAGGAAACUGCACGUCAAAAGGCCUGUUGCGCAGCUACUCUUGUCCAGAGAUUCCGUCCCUUCAGUCUCAGGACACGCUGUGGACUUCUACUCUGCACUCCCCGCAUCACCGAAGGAUCCACAGCACACACCAGCACCAAGCCUCCCACACUCCCUCUGUCCAUCAUUCCCAGAAAUCCCUGCGACGGGCUCGCCGACACACGGUCUGCAGUGUAGAGGUGGAGAGGGAGAUCGCCCCUCUCUGCCUCCGUAAGGAGGUGUACCCCUCCAGAAGAUCUCUGCCGUCUCUCCUGUCUCCCAGUUUUGCUCUUUCUCCCAGCUCUGCCCUCUCAGCUCUUGCUUCCUGUUUCCUCUCAAGCCCCUUGGCGUUCCUUUCCAAGAAAGCUGACAGCAGAGGAGCUGCAGCCAGCCCAUGCUCAUCCAGUCAUGUCCCCCCCCCCUCCUUCUGUUCUCCUUUAUACCCUUUCAUAUCCAUCCAAAGAAUUGACGACCCUAGUGCUCCGUUGGACUUCAGCAGCAGUGGGCAAAGUGAAAUUGAGAGAAGACGACAGAGUAAAGAGGAGGAUGAUGGCGAGGACACGAGCACUUCCAGUCAGGAGUUUGAAGAUAUAGGGUUAAGAGAAGAGAAGGCCUUUUCAGAUUCAGAAAUCAAGCUGGUGCAAAAACAUGAGGAACGCGGCAAGGUGUCGUCUAUUAGAAUUCGGAAAACUUUGCCCAAACCUCAAAACAACCUGACACCCAUGGGCCUGCCCAAAGCCAUCAGGCUGAAAAAGAAGGAGUUUAGUUUGGAAGAAAUUUACACCAAUAAGAAUUUCAGCCAACCUCCUGAGGGCCGGCUGGAGACCAUUCUCGAAGUGCCUCUCAAUCGUAAAAAUGGCUCCGAGUCCUGGUUCGGCCAGAGGCGAGUCAAACGUUUUCUGGAAUUCUUGGAUGCCGGUGAGGUCCGAAGACCAAAGAAGCCACUUGUUGGUGUUGGAAAGUCAGGAAAUUCAUCCUCCAGGACGAGGCGAGGGGCCUUUGCUAAAGACGAGCUUUCCAUCAGCGUGCAGGAUUCAGACUCCCUUCUCUGUGCCAAACUCGAUCAGCUGAAUUUGUGGUUGAUAGAUGAUCAGAGAGACAGUUGACAGCUGCCGCUUAAAAGACACUGCAAGUGAUCAUUUUGUUCAUACAAAUAUUUGGAAUGCAUUAACAUAAAGAUUCACAUGUGAAUCGUUCAGCUCUUUUUUUUUUGCCAGCACAAUCUGUGUAUGAUUGUUGUGACGUUAUUUUUUACGAGUAAUGUUGUGUAAAAUAUUUAGCCCUGCGGAAGAACAAUUCAUCAUUGCACCAGCAAAGUGUUGCCUCGCGUUGGUUAUAAACACAGUGGUUAAUCGCAUUAUACAUAGUAUUUUCAUCAUUAAUGCACUUGAACCUUGGCCGUCCAUUUCCCCCCACAGCUUUACAUCUGUGAUGAGUAAAACUGUCCAGAAACAAAUGUUGCCAGCCUUAAAUUAAACACUUAGACAAUAUAAGGACGUUUUCAUCAUAACCUACAGUUUUUUCAGAUUUUCAAAUCAAUGCAUCCUCCCUGGGGAAGUUAUGAUGCCGUUUUGUCAGGCGAAUGCUGUAUGCAGCUGAUAUCUUUUGCAUUGUUGUUUGAGAGAAAAAGCAUUGUAACAUACUCCUGACCUCACUUCCAGCAGUAUUGCAAGUGUAUCCAUAAAGGCAGCUAUUCUUUAUUAAUGCUGAAUGUAACUUUAAAACAUGCCACACAGAGAUUUGUAUUCGCUGUAGCCAAUCUCACAACCAGUAUGUACAGUAGUUUGUGUCUGCAAGCGACUUGUUAAUCUUUCUACCUUGGUAUGUUAUAUUAAUAUUUAUGCAUGUUGUUUGUACAUUCAUGGAAGAAUGGGGAUUUUCUUGUAUAAAAUAUAGCUUCCUUUAGAGAGCACUUCACCAAGAGUCGAGGUGUUGAAAUACCACUGCUGGCUUUAUUACGUCUUUUUCUCUCUGGAUAGAUUUAUGGUGUCUACAUUUGAUUUGGAAAAGUAACUUCUUUAUCUGUGUGUAUAUUUUUAAGAAGCUGCCUUAACUGUAAGAUGUUCUCGCCUUAGAUGUGUUGUAGAUGUAUUUGUUAGCAUCAUUUCAAUGGGUCUUUCAAGUAACUCUUGGCACAAAGGUUUUUAUUAUGAGAUAGUUUCUUUUUAUAUACAUGUAUAAAAGUACAACAUAUUCAUACAUUUGAUAUUAAUAAAAGUAAUACGGUAACAAUGCAAUAGUGCCAAAACAAGUGACCCUCUCCUUGAGUUCCUGUAUAUAUGGUAUCUAAGAAUGAGUAUCUUGUAAUGGCAUUUAAGGUGGAAAUAUAUAAGGAUUGGGUCAUUACUGGGUAAUGACAUGUUAUCUUUAAUAUAUGUAAUGUAAAUGUGUCAUGUAGUGUUUUGUCUCAGAGUAUUGUUGAUGCUGGAUUUUUAUACGGUCAUUUAGAUUCAGAGUUUUGUUCACAUAUUGUUAAAUAAAUAUUACAGUAAAAAACAAGUCCAAGUUUUAAAGAUUUUGGUACUGUUUUUAAGGGUAGUAUAAAAAACAUAAAAGGUUUAGAGGUAAAAAAAAGUGUAAACUGGGACAGUAGACAUUUCCUCAGUACAAGAAACACUAAAGCCGCCAUUUUGUGUAACUACAGUUUCCUCAUAUCUUAAAGGAUUUUAGUUUGUACUGUCCACUGUCUGUCAACAUCCGAAAGUCACUCUCUUGUAGAGGUUUAUCAAAGUUUAUCAGUUUUGCAGUGUGAUGAUGUAUGAGAUCAGAGCCAUCAGUAUGGGAAUCGAAGCCAGAAUGGCCAACCAUACCACGAUGGAGAUGAUGGCCAAUUUUCUUGCCUUUCGGGAUGCAUUCUUUCUCUUUUGACCUUCAGUAUUCUCAGCCUGUUGAAGUAAGGACAAAACCAUACUUUAAAUUAAGUGUCAAAUCAGAAAGAAGUAAAGAAAACUAGAGGUGCACUCAGAGAGCCAAGGCUAAAUAUCUAAUCUAUCAAUGUUAAUGUAUCUGCUCUGUGAUUCCAGUCCUAAUCGAAAAGGUAAAUGGUUCUGCCACCAAGUUAUUGAAAAUCUAGCCAAUAGUUUUUCUGUGAUCUGACAGUCAAACUGAAAUUUAAAAUAUGAACUCCUUGGCAGAUAUAAUAUGUAACUAUGUUGUUUUAAGUAGUUGAUGGAUUUAAAAAGACACUAUUUAACCCCACUGCUGUUAAUGUUAAGACGUGAUUUAAAAUAAAAAAUUUGAAAUAUU
Molecule: messenger RNA, 5979 nt
Organism: Eleginops maclovinus (Patagonian blennie)
Lineage: Eukaryota; Metazoa; Chordata; Actinopteri; Perciformes; Eleginopidae
Gene: prr14
Product: proline rich 14
Exons: 11
Coding region: 1227-3839 (870 amino acids)
Source: RefSeq, a predicted model, not a curated record